Messenger RNA from Brassica oleracea var. oleracea, 692 nucleotides. RefSeq lists its product as uncharacterized. Lineage: Eukaryota; Viridiplantae; Streptophyta; Magnoliopsida; Brassicales; Brassicaceae. The coding region runs from base 31 to 459 and encodes 142 amino acids. The transcript has a single exon. The record is from RefSeq and is a predicted model, not a curated record.
UCUUCUGGUAUUAGUUACCUAAUAAAAACAAUGAAGCUAAGCGAGGGAAGAGGCAAAGAAGAGAAGCACGGGAGACAACAUUUCAAGCACGACCUAAAAAACAUGAUCUCGUCUUUAACCCACAUGGGAGCAGAGAAGGGAGGACCGAGCCAAUAUGAAGAAAGGGAGGAGGAUGAAGGCGUCAGAGUUAUCACGCUCUCUGGAUCCAACAUAGGAGCCACCAUGAAGACAGAGCUCGACAACAAUCAUGGAGAAGACAAACAUGAGCUUGAUUUCCUUACUACCUUCGUUAACAGCAACUUUCAAGCUGUGAACAACUCGCUAAUGAUGGGGGCCAAGUACGAGACUCAUGAUCCCGGCGUUCAUCUUGACAUCUCGGGCGAUGUGGAGAAGCCUUUGAUGAAGGCAUCUGCGAGGGAGACAAAGGAUAAGAAGGGGAAGACUCCUGCUCGAAGUUGAACGUUGAGAAACUGAAAAAAUACAGAAUGGUAUCUUCAUGUAUACAACUUCUGCUUCUUCAGUAUUAAUUCUCUUUUAUCACUUGUCCAUUUAAAUAAUCAGAGAGAAGUUGUGCAUGCUAAACCACUUUAAUUUCUCUUCGAGGUUGUUGCGUAGUAUUUAAGAAAAUAAAUAUAUCAAUAUGUAACAUAACUUCUGAAUGUAUGUGUGUGUUAUAUAUGUGAACUUGUCCA